This is a messenger RNA of Oikopleura dioica, 1263 nucleotides long. NCBI's taxonomy places the organism in Eukaryota, Metazoa, Chordata, Appendicularia, Copelata, Oikopleuridae. The record is from the annotation of a GenBank genome assembly.
AUGAAAAACCUAGAAAAGGAUGAAGACGAAGAAUUUGAGCCAAAAAGAGUUCUUUAUGAAAAAUUGAAUGACUGGGAAAAUUAUGACAGUGAAUCAAUUCUCGGCUUGAUAAAAACGGCGGAUUCCGGCUUUAUUUUUCCAUCAGGCCGCGCGGCAGUCCAUCUAGCGGCAAUUGAUCGAAGAGAGAAGGAACUUCGUUUGAUGCUUCGACAAAAUCCUGAUUUGGUCAACUUGAAAUCGUCUUCUGGAAUGAUCCCCUUGGCAUAUGCAUUUUCCUCCGAAGCGGUUUUAAUCGACAAAAAUUCUAAUGGGCCGAUUUCGAAGCUCCUUCUUUCUCUUGGAAGCCCCAACCCUUUUUUCUACGCCUUUUGCAUUUGCUCGUCUUGGGAACAAUUCGCCUCUUUGUGCGAAUUUAUUCAGAAGAAUUUGAAGAAAGAUUUAUCGCUGAGAAAAGUUCUGAAAGAAGACUUGUGGAUGAUGCUCAAAACUCAAAAUGAAAAUAGAUCUGACAAGGAGUCAUUUGAAAAAGCCGUGAUAACUAUCGUUGCAAUUUUCUCCGAGCUUGAAACCCUCGAUACACGUGAUCUUCUCAAAUCCUUCCUUUCCUACAUUUUCAAAAGCAAAACGCUCUUCCUCUCCACCAGCGAUUUCGAAAAGCUUAUGUCAAUGCUCCCCAUGCUCGCUGGUUAUGACAUGGAGCCGCAGAUGCUGCUGGCGAUGAAAUUUCUAAACCGACAAGUUGAUGAUAAUCUCAUCAAUUUGGACGAAAACGGAAGAAAAUUGAAAUUGCUGAAGGUGCUGGGGAAUUAUGAGAAGAUGGUGAAACUGGCUCAAAAUUUGGAUCUGGUCGAAUUUAAAAACCAAGCGAUGUGGAUUCUCAAUUAUCUUUUUCAUGUUCUGAGAGAUGAAGACACAAUCCUCCCGGAAGAAGUGAUCAACCAUUGCCUCAUCAUCACCAAUUGCCUUCUCCCUCCCGACUUUCGAAAACUCGUCAAAAAUGUCUUUUCCGUCGACAUUAUCGCCAACGAUGAAAAAUUAGAAAACAUGUUCAAAGUAAUUCCAAAAGGCGUAAUAAUCAAGGAGCUGAUUUUGCCGCUCAGACAGAAGUUCAAAUCUACAUUUCUUUUCCAGCGCUGGCCGAGUAUUUCUGACGCAUCAAAGUCGGAAAAGAGCGAAAUAAGCGCUGCUUCGAGUUCCCUCAGUCUGACCAGCUCUUUUUCAAUGAAUGAAGCACUGCAGAACGAUGUUACUUUCGACAUGUAA